CUUAACACCCUUUCCUCGUCCUCUCCCUGCUCGAGAGGCAGGCAGUCCUGCCUCUUGGCAGCUCUCUCUUCUCCCCCAAAUCAACUACUCGCUGAGCUUCGGGGAGGCGCCAGUCCUCCCAGAUCCGGAGGCUCUUGCUCCCCAUAACCCACUCCCAAGGCUGCGGAGGCCGCCGGCCCGGAGAGCCCCGGAGUCAUUGUGCCGAGGGAGACGAUCGCAGCUGUCAGGGCACAGCCCGCCGUGUCGCGGGCGGACAGGGACGAGGACCAGCAGUCCCGGGCGGCGGCAGCUCCCGUCCGUCCUUCCGUGGUCGCCCUUCGGGCCCUGCAACGUGCGGAGCAGGGGCUGCCUCCGGAGCCAGGAGCCCAGGCGGGCGCCAUGCUAAAAACCAAAAUGGCUGCCCCAGGGAAAGAAGCCCAGCUCAGGCCGUGAGGGGCUGCGCCUUCGCCUGCUCCGCCACUUCGCUCGCCGGACGUCUCCCAGAAAUACUCUCCUUUAUUCCUGCACCCCACGUUCAGAUCUCCUGCUGAGAUCAACAAAACCAGAAAUGAUAAAAUUUUUUCUUAUGGUAAACAAACAAGGUCAAACAAGACUUUCUAGGUAUUAUGAGCAUGUAGAAAUUAAGAAACGGACAAUGCUGGAAGCUGAAGUAAUCAAAAACUGUCUCUCCCGUUCAAAGGAUCAGUGCUCUUUCAUUGAGUAUAAGGACUUCAAGCUGGUAUACCGACAGUAUGCAGCCCUUUUUGUAGUUGUUGGAAUUGACCACACAGAGAAUGAGAUGGCAGUAUAUGAACUAAUUCAUAAUUUUGUGGAAGUUCUGGACAAAUAUUUCAGCAGAGUGAGUGAAUUAGAUAUCAUGUUCAAUUUGGACAGAGUGCACAUCAUUUUGGAUGAAAUGGUGCUAAAUGGUUGCAUUGUGGAAACAAACAGGAACAGAAUUCUGGCCCCUCUGCUGGUGCUUGACAGAGUAGCAGAAAGCUAGGAAGAUGCAAGACUGACUAAAGCAUUCUGCUAAGGACGAUGAAGCCACCAAGAGCUGACAACAGCGGUCUGAUGCCAUUAAGACUGACUCAUGCAAUAUUCAAAUUAGUUGGAAAAUAUUUCCUGUUUCUCAUAUGCCCAGUGUACCUAAUGGAAAGACACAUCUAUACAUGAAGUGGAACCUUCCAUUUCAGAUGCAGCUUUCUUGAUGCAGCAGAAGUCUUCCUGCAACAGUCAACACUUUUUCAAACUGAGAAUAAAGUAGUGGCAACUUACAUGUGACUGUCCAAGUGUCACUGAAUUACACAGCACUGUGCCAGGCCUAAGACAAGACAGAAAAUAUGAAAAUAUAAAUUCAAGGUUUCAACACUUCCUUUAAGCACCAAUUUCAUUUAUUUUUAUACAAAUGUCCUGUAAAUUAUGGUUUCAUAACUUUUAGGACCACUUUUUUGAAUUAGAUUAAUCCAUCAAAAAGCUAGUUUCAGUCCGAUUUCCAUGUAAGUCAUGGUUACAAAAGGAAUGUAAAUACAGAAGUCUGUGUGCAUUUAGUAUUCCUGUGUAAGUUGUAACUGAAAGUAUUCGGCAAUUAAAUAUGGGAACAUUAAUAAAAGGUAAUUAUAAUCAAAAGUUCAAA
This is a messenger RNA of Melopsittacus undulatus (budgerigar), 1615 nucleotides long. RefSeq names its product adaptor related protein complex 4 subunit sigma 1 (gene AP4S1). Lineage: Eukaryota; Metazoa; Chordata; Aves; Psittaciformes; Psittaculidae. The transcript has 6 exons. The record is from RefSeq and is a predicted model, not a curated record. Gene Ontology annotation, biological process: vesicle-mediated transport; protein transport. Gene Ontology annotation, cellular component: intracellular membrane-bounded organelle. Bases 548 to 982 code for a protein of 144 amino acids.